AUGUUAGCAGACAUAUUGAUGUGGAAUAAAAGAACACCUUGGUUCCUAAUUGAUUACUCCAAGUCGCUAUCUGAAGUAUAUCAGGAUGCUGUCAAAUAUUUCAUCAACCGGGAUCGGAAUUUCGCUAUUCUAGCUGCCUUACUCACGCACCGCAGUACGGUAUCAGAUGAAGAUUUGCCAUACUGGGUGCGAGAUUGGCGCGUCCCCCUUGAACAAAUUUCUUCGUUUAAUGAGAAAGAUCUUCUUCGCGCUCACGGCUACAUCAUGUGCACUGUUACUCGGGGCCAUGAACAUUCUGCCUGUGACAUUAACAUGAUUUUCACACUUCCGCAACUCAAUGACGAAGAAGACGAGGAAUAUAUGGAAGCGAGGCGGGAAGGGAGAGUGCCUCUACGUGAAGCACCAUUCGACCCCCGACAACACAAGACCAAAACUGGCAUCACAAAUACCGGAACGAGCUGUUAA
Molecule: messenger RNA, 465 nt
Organism: Glarea lozoyensis ATCC 20868
Lineage: Eukaryota; Fungi; Ascomycota; Leotiomycetes; Helotiales; Helotiaceae
Exons: 2
Coding region: 1-465 (154 amino acids)
Source: RefSeq, a predicted model, not a curated record